AUGAUCGGCCGUCAGACCACCUUUUCCUAUGUUAAGGCCAACGCCGCCAACAUGAAGUCGUUGGAUCGUCUUCGAACCCAUUUAAUGGGAGAAAAGCGGCCAAAGAAGGUGGAAGCCAUCACCCCAAAGCCUUCAGAAGUCCCCAUCAAGCCUUCAACUACCUCCACCCGCCCAACAAUCGUCAAGGAAGCCAAGGAGACCUGCAAAAAAGCAGGUCAUCACAAAGAAUCGCUUAAAAGAAAGAUGGUGGACGAAGAACCGGCCAAAAAGAGGAUGAGAAUGGACCUAGAGGAGGGCGAAAUCGUCUCCUCCGACGAUGAGGACAAGGAGAACCUCCCGCCCGACCACAGUGGGCUCAUCAAAAAGAUGUUGGGGACCAAUGGACGGACCUAUUUGGAGAUCCAGAUGCCAGAGAAGGUCAAGCUGGCAGACCCAACCGACCCAGAUGAAAUGUGGAAGAAGCUGCGAGCCCUCUACGGUGGCCAGAGGUCCAUCGACAAGACCAAAGCCCGGGAAUUUUUCAAGAUUUCCCCGUCCGGACCUCUACUCCAAAAGCGAAAAUAA
Molecule: messenger RNA, 564 nt
Organism: Bursaphelenchus xylophilus (pine wood nematode)
Lineage: Eukaryota; Metazoa; Nematoda; Chromadorea; Rhabditida; Aphelenchoididae
Source: the annotation of a GenBank genome assembly